Messenger RNA from Fundulus heteroclitus (mummichog), 1692 nucleotides. RefSeq names its product olfactory receptor 52J3. The record is from RefSeq and is a predicted model, not a curated record. Gene Ontology annotation, molecular function: olfactory receptor activity; G protein-coupled receptor activity. Gene Ontology annotation, biological process: G protein-coupled receptor signaling pathway. Gene Ontology annotation, cellular component: membrane. The transcript has a single exon. NCBI's taxonomy places the organism in Eukaryota, Metazoa, Chordata, Actinopteri, Cyprinodontiformes, Fundulidae. The coding region runs from base 102 to 1034 and encodes 310 amino acids.
UUCAUUGAAACAUGAGUUGUGCCAACUGUGACUUCCGUAGAUUUUGGCUUGAUUUUCAAUAAUGGGUGUUGAUGAUUCUUUCUCAAUCAAUCUAAUUUAAAAUGGAAAACAACUCAUUUGGAAUGAGUUCUCAACUAACCCUGGAGACAUUUUUUAUUCCACCUGGAGGAAAGUAUCCAAUAUUUUUGUUUGGCCUAACCAUUUAUUUGUUUGGCAUGUCCUGCAAUCUGACUCUGAUGUCUUUGAUAAUUCUGAAGGAGAACCUUCACAAACCCAUGUAUUUUAUCCUGAUUAGUCUGCCCCUCAAUGAUUUAAUAGGGAUAACUGCUAUGCUACCAAAAAUACUUUCAGAUAUUGUUACAGAGACUCAUGAAGUUUCCUAUCCUCUAUGUGUUCUACAAGCUUUCCUUCUGCACAUGUGCGCUGGGGGAAUCCUGUUUGUUCUUGCUGCAAUGGCCUUUGAUCGUUACAUUGCCAUCUGUAUGCCACUACGCUAUAGUUCUGUGAUGACCCCAAGAAUUGUUGCUCUUAUUAAUUGCAUGGUUUGGGGUUUUGACUUUGUCUUCAUCCUUUCACUAUUUUCUCUUCAGUCAAGGCUUCCCAGGUGCAGAUCUGUUAUACUGAACGUAUUUUGUGACAACCCAUCUCUUGUGAAGCUCACAUGUGGAAAUACAACUAUUAAUAACAUAAUUGGGCUUUUUAACACAGCUUUCAUACAGGUUCUGAGUAUGUCUAUUCAGGCAUAUUCUUAUUUUAAAAUUCUAAUUGCAUGUUUGAGUAGGAAGCAGUCUGACACAAAGGCAAAAGCAGUCAACACAUGUGUUGCACAGUUGGUUAUACUUGUCAUUUUUGAGAUUGCAGGAACUUUCACAGUUUUAUCACAUAGGUUCAAAAAUAUUUCUCCUGACUUACAAAAGGUAAUGGGUAUGCUAAUGUUUCUUUUACCACCACUUAUCAAUCCUAUUGUGUAUGGCCUGUAUACCAGUGAAAUACGCAGAACUUUCCUGAGCAUCUUCAAGGGCAGACUAUCCUGAGUUUCACUCAGAUCCCAAUACACAACAAUGCAGUUCUUUACAAUGAUAAAAAGGGAUGAUUCAAUUAGUAUCUUGUGGGCAAUAUACAUCACUGACAACAAGAAAGACACUUAAAUGAUCUUGAUGAAAAAUUAUUUUCUUGUGCUUUUAUUUUUUUAAUUUCUGUGUAUGUAAAAGCUGUUUUCGUUUAAGCCUCUAUUGGAUUAGGCAUUUUAAGGGGAGUACCAAUAACUUGUUGCAACAGUGACAGCCUAAAAGGACACCGGCAUCAAUAUUUGAUCAACAUUAAAAGUUACUUUGCUUACAAUUUACAAUCGUCAUUGAUAGUAUGAAUAGAAGUGUGUUUUAUAGAAAUAAAAGUGAAAAUGGUGACCAAUUAGACUUUUUUUCUACUGUUUUAAUACAUGUUUUUCUUUUUUUUUACUGGCUGUGUACAUUCUUAUGAGUUGUUUUUCUCCAUACUUUAACAUAUCAGACCUAUAAAUAUUGCUUCAUGCUAAACUCCUUAAAUGGACCAAAUAUAUUUUUUGACGUCGUUAUAAUGGUUUUUGCUUUUGUUUUUCAUAUACUGUAAAAUAAACUGUGCAUUUUAAACAAACUAAUGUGAAUGAACAAUUUGUCAGACAAUGCAAAAUAAAAUCCAACUUUCUAAAACAAA